CUUGGCUCUAGGCUGGGGGCCUAGCCCUGCUCCGCACCCCCUUGUCCCAGCUUCCCACCCCCUCCCAGUGCCCAAACUGGGCUGGGAUGGGGGCGGGGAGGGGGGGUGCAGCUGGCCCCGGUACUGCUUUCCUGUGUCCACCUGCCCACCCGCCUGCCUAUGCUGGGGAUCUUUGUACCCCCAAGCACCUGGGCUCCCCUUGCUUGGGUUCUGGGGGUGGGAGUGCGGACCCUGGCUUCCCUGGGAGGGGGGCUGGGACCAUGGGUUCCCAUCCUCAUUCCUCCCGUAGCAAGGCCAGAAACCCUAUUGGCCAGCCAGCCUCCCUCCCUCCGUCUCCUAGCAACCGCUUCCCCCCCACACCUUUGUCACCAGUGACGUCACCCCCGGGUUCCCCCCCCCAUCCCCCACCGUGGCAUGCUGGGCUGCCAGCCAGGCCCCCCCCUCUUCUGCUGGCACCCCGGGGCACUGCCCGGUCUCCUGCGUCCCCGGGACGGGGGACCCCCCAGGUGACAGGAAGGAGGCAGAGCCCUUAGAGAAAGAGGCGGAGCCUCCUGAAAUGAAGACAGGGCCUAGAGAGGAAGAGGUGGAGCCACAAGCAGUGAAGGCGGAGCCUACAGAGGAAGAGUCGGAGCUCUGGGUCAUGAAGGCAGAGCCAGAGCUCCGUGAAAUGAAGGUGGAGCCUGUGGAGGAGGAGGAGGCGGAGCCCAUCGGGGAAGAGGCGGAGCCCCAUGAUCCACGCCCUGCAAGUCAGCGCUCCCCACCAGGCUUCAUCAACCUGCAGGGCCUGCUGGAGCCUCCCGUGGGCGUCGCGCCCUGCCCGCCCUCCCCCGGCACGGCGGAGCGGCCCUACCGCUGCGUGGAGUGCGGGCGGCGCUUUCGGCAGAGCGCAGCGCUGCUUGAGCACCGCCGCACGCACACGGGCGAGCGCCCCUUCCCGUGCGGGGACUGUGGGCGCUGCUUCGCCCAGAGCUCCACCCUGGCCGGGCACCGGCGCACGCACACCGGGGAGAAGCCGCACCCCUGCCCCGAGUGCGGGCGCCGCUUCGCCCGCCGCUCGGCCCUCACCGAGCACCGCCGGGCGCACACGGGCGAGACGCCCUUCGCCUGCCCCGAGUGCGGGCGCCGCUUCAGCCGCACCUCCAACCUGGUCAAGCACCUGCGCACGCACACGGGCGAGAAGCCGUACCCCUGCCCUGAGUGCGGGAAGCGCUUCGGCCUGCGCUCCAACCUCCUCAAGCACCUGCGCACGCACACCGGGGAGAAGCCCUUCGCCUGCGCGCUCUGCAGCCGCCGCUUCGGCAAGAAGACCCACCUGGCCUCCCACGGGCGCACGCACACAGGCGAGCGGCCUUACGCCUGCGGGGACUGCGGCAAGCGCUUUGCCCAGAGCUCGGCGCUGCUGGAGCACCAGCGCCUGCACACGGGGGAGAAGCCCUUCCCCUGCCCCGACUGCGGGCGCCGGUUCCCCGCCCGCGCCAAGAUGCUGCAGCACCGGCGCACGCACACCGGCGACCGCCCCCACGCCUGCCCCACCUGCGGGGAGGCCUUCCGCUACCGGCCCCAGCUCGCCAGGCACCUGCGGGGGGGGCGCUGCCCCCAGGGGGACGGUGGGGGCUCUGUGGCAGUCUCGGGGUAGGAGGGCAGUUUGGGGGGUGAGUGGGGUAGUCC
Alligator mississippiensis (American alligator) is the source of this 1668-nucleotide messenger RNA. RefSeq names its product zinc finger protein 239-like. Bases 557 to 1636 code for a protein of 359 amino acids. The transcript is spliced from 2 exons. Gene Ontology annotation, cellular component: nucleus. NCBI's taxonomy places the organism in Eukaryota, Metazoa, Chordata, Crocodylia, Alligatoridae. Gene Ontology annotation, molecular function: DNA-binding transcription factor activity, RNA polymerase II-specific; RNA polymerase II cis-regulatory region sequence-specific DNA binding. The record is from RefSeq and is a predicted model, not a curated record. Gene Ontology annotation, biological process: regulation of transcription by RNA polymerase II.